UUUUUAAAAAAAGGAGCGUAAACAGGGUGGGGUUUCAGUUCCAACAUAAAAGUAGGAUUGCAGGAUUGCGACCUGUCGGUUGCAUAGAGAACGCAGCUGCUGUCUGUGUUGAUGUCUCUCUCUCUCUCUCUCUCUGCCUUUCUACACUAAGCUGUGAUUCUAGGGUCACUGUGGUGUGACAAGAGAAAAUGCUCCUCAGCAGCUCAGACUGUGAAGGUUUCAUCUCCAGGCUAAUGUACCCAGGUUACACGGUUAGCCCCGAUGGAAAAAUGAUGUAGCUUACUCCCUGAGAGGCCUGGCUUCUGUUCUAUUCUGUUUUGCUCUGUCUGGACCGGAAACCUUCAGCCCGCCUUUAUCAUUAGUAAAUAUUGUCAAUUUCCAGUCGAGAAUUCACAGUUUUAUUAAUGUGGUUGCACUUUAUUUUGAUAGGACCCGGAUGCAGCUCGUAAAUUCAGGCUGAGGUGGGAGUUUGUGUAUACCCACGUUGCCUGUUAAAAGGUUGCUAUUAAUGGGGCUUGUCUUAAAACACCAAUAUAAAAGGGAAGAUAUUUACCUGAUCCUUCUGGUUUUAACGGAUACCUUUCGUAGAAACGAGCCAAUUGUGUCCAUUCACCGUCCAAAUGGCAUCGAUUCAACAAGUCGUAUUAAACUCUCGGCCAGGGAAGAAUGGAGAGCCAGUUGCUGAGAAUUUUAGGGUGGAGGAGAGUUACCUGCCUCAGGAUUUGCAAGAGGGGCAAGUGAAGGUUUGCACCAAAUUCCUGUCUGUGGAUCCUUACAUGCGAUGUAAGAUGAAUGAAGACACUGGUGCAGAUUACCUGCUUCCGUGGCAAGUGUCGAGUGUGGUGACUGGUGGAGGAGUGGGUCUGGUUGAAGACAGUAAACACCAGAACUUUCGCAAAUGUGACGUCGUGACUUCGUUCAGCUGGCCCUGGCAGACACGAGCUGUUGUGGAUGGGGCUGUCCUGACUAAGAUUGACCCUGAGCUCGUUGACGGGCACCUCUCCUACCUGCUGGGUGCUGUGGGAAUGCCUGGCCUCACCGCUUUGCUGGGGGUGAGAGAAAAAGGUCACGUGACACCCGGAGCCAAUCAAACGAUGGUCGUCAGCGGUGCAGCAGGAGCCUGUGGGAUGUUGGCGGGUCAGAUUGGUCGGCUCGAAGGGUGCUCCCGAGUUGUUGGGAUCUGCGGCUCUGAUGAGAAAUGUCAGCUCUUGGUCAGCGAGAUUGGUUUUGACGGAGCCAUCAACUACAAGAAGGAUAACGUGGCGGAGAAGCUCCGGGAAUACUGUCCGGCCGGAGUGGACGCUUACUUUGAUAAUGUUGGCGGGGAUAUCAGCAACGCCGUCAUAAAUCAGGUAAAGAGAGCAAAGGAUGGAGGAAUGGGGAGGCUGGGAAGUCACUUGUUGUGUUGGGUGAAGUAUUUUGUGGUCGGUCUAAUUGUGAUGUUUGCCACCUCUUGUCACCGCUCGCUUUCCCUUGUGACCUACAGAGAGAGAUUCCUGGUGCUGAAUUAUACAGAAAAGUUUGAUGUGGGCACGGUGCAGUUGAGUCGGUGGCUGAAGGAGGGUAACCUGAAGGUUCGUGAGACAGUGGUGAAAGGACUGGAAAACAUUGGAGCUGCCUUUGAGUCCAUGAUGAAAGGAGGAAACAUCGGGAAACAGAUUGUCCUGGUCUCUGAUGGGUAAUAAAAGUGUGCAGUCACCCUGAGGGAUCCAGCACCUGACAUGUUAAAGGACACCAACAACUUGUUGCAAUUGUGGUUGGCAAUGCCACGUUGGCCUGAUUUCUAAUGAAAUGGAGGUACUGACGCUUUAUCUCUGCUUUGCUUUGUCUUCGAGUUUCUCCUUGCCAGCUAUUCAAUGAUGCACUUUGGGUUAGGUACAGCCUACAUUUCUCUGGCCUGCACCAUCAUUGUGCCCUACCUGCUGUUUGCAUCAACACUGUAGAAAUCUAGUUCACACCAAAAUAAAACUCUUUUAAAUGGUUCCAUUAUUCCAUGUUGGA
Messenger RNA from Chiloscyllium plagiosum (whitespotted bambooshark), 2001 nucleotides. NCBI's taxonomy places the organism in Eukaryota, Metazoa, Chordata, Chondrichthyes, Orectolobiformes, Hemiscylliidae. The record is from RefSeq and is a predicted model, not a curated record.